Schistosoma guineensis is the source of this 861-nucleotide messenger RNA. NCBI's taxonomy places the organism in Eukaryota, Metazoa, Platyhelminthes, Trematoda, Strigeidida, Schistosomatidae. The record is from the annotation of a GenBank genome assembly.
AUGUCCAUCAAGGAAGGUUAUCUGAAAAAGUGGUCAGAUCGUAAAAAUUGGCACAAUGUGUACUGUAAGCUGUUAAAUAAUGGUUGGUUUCAAUGGUUUGAUGAUGCAUCUUCCACCUCACCCAAACGAAGUGUUGAAAUCAGACGUGUAGCAUCGUUUCUAGCGUUUGGAGAACCUUUUCACCGUGUUCCAUGCAACCCGACCUCAUUAACAGCUUCAGAAAUUCCUUUGGCUUUUGGUGUUCUCUACGGACCUCAUAUGGGGACUCAAAUGGCUUGGUUUGCCUGUCCGGAUCAAGCAACAUUGAGCUCAUGGACAAAUGCGUUAAUUUCAUUGUUUCAGCAAACUUCAACACUUCCAUCUGCCCCUCCACCAUAUCAACCUUCACCGGCACCAGCUCUACCUACAGGAUCAAUCGGUUUUGGAAUGCCUGAUCCAACUGCUUAUGGUGGAAAUCCUGGCGGUUAUGGGCCUCCUCCCCCGAUUAGUCAACCCAAUUAUGGAUACCCAACUAAUAAUUAUGUUCCACCAACAGUACCCCCUGCACGACCACCAGCAUCAGGUGCUUAUGUGCCUGGGACAAGUUCUUAUAGUGGUUAUCAACCACGUCCACAAGAUCCACAAAGUCAAUAUUUUGUCGGGCAAAAUGGUCAACCAUAUCAAGUGGUCUAUGUAGAUGGUAAACCGAAAAAGAAGAAAUGUAAAGGAUUGAAAAAUGCAGCAGUUGGUCUCGCUUCAGGAGUAGCUGGUGGUUAUUUGGCAAGUCGUCUAUUUGGUGGUUUGGGUGGUUGGGGUGGUGGAUUUAUGGGUCCAAGAUGUGGCAGUUGGAGUUCAUUGUCUAGUCUCAGUUGGUCUGAUUAA